Molecule: messenger RNA, 3947 nt
Organism: Paramuricea clavata
Lineage: Eukaryota; Metazoa; Cnidaria; Anthozoa; Malacalcyonacea; Plexauridae
Source: the annotation of a GenBank genome assembly
GGUCGUCGCAAACGGGCGUAUUAUCAGUCAAGGAACAAUCGCUAGAAAUCUUGGUGUUUUGACAACCAUCAGAAUACUUGUGACCUCAGCAAUGUCGCCCCAUGCACGAUUUGUCGCUUAUUAUCGUGUGAACAACGAACUGGUUGUCGAUAGCGCCAUCUUGGAAGUUGAAGAAGAAUUGCCCAACCAGGUGCGUGCAACCACAAAGGUUGCAGCGUUAGGGUUGUGUUUUAAUAACUUUAACUUUAAAUGGGAACUGUGUUCUAAUAUCUUAAAUUUUGUAAAUUUUGAGGGCCACAAGUUUAUCAGUUUCUUACUGUCACGUGUUUACCCUCGGUAAAUAUAGCCUUUCACUUCACUUCGCUAUAUAAGGUUGUUGAGAUUAACCGACUUGUUACAAGUUGUUCCAACAAUUCGUCAACAAGUUGCAAGUGACAACCUUGUAGCUACUUGAUAAAGUAACAGCAUUGUUACAACUUGUUGGCAAGCUUGUUACAAGACUGUUGCGAACACAUUUUGUUGACAAGUUGUGCAAUUUUUACGUGAUUACAUUUUGGUUAAAUGUGCAUAAAAAGAGCAAUAAAGUUAAUAUUAAAAUAUAUUUUAGUUUUCCCCUACAUAAUAUUACACUGAAAGUUUUAUUUUGUACUAGACCUCUAACUGGGAAGAACAUUUUAAAAUUGAUUGAACUAUCCUCAGUAUAAAUAGAGUUUUGUAUAUACCAUACUGUUUAUUUUCUCUAGCUAUGUUAUUAUAUUUUCAGGUCUCAUUUCUUGGCAAUCAGCACCCUCAAAAAGCACCGGGAGAUUCUCACAUGAUUGAGAUACAAAGCAGUCCACAUUCUAAAGUUGGUAUAUUGGCCGUUGACCAGAGUGUGUAUUUAUUGAGAAAUGAUAAACAUCUCACCAGUGAUGAGGUAAUGUGCAUUUUUAAUUUAGUUUAGGUUUCCUUCUGUGGUAACACUGGAUGAACACGAAACGAGCCUUACUGAACCUCUAAGGAGAACAGUUUAGAGAUGAUAGAGCCAUCCAGUAUAAAUAUUGUUAGUUUAUUUUAGGUUUUCUCCUGUAGUUAGACUGGAUCAAUAAGAGACGAUCUUUACUGGACUUCUAGGAAGAACAAUUUAGAACUCAUAGAGCUAUCCAGUAUAAAUAAAGUUAGUUGAGUUUAGGUUUCCUCCUGUAGUUACAUAGAAUCAAUGAGAGAUGAUCUUUACUGCGCCUCUGAGGAAGAACAGUUUAGAACUGAUAAAGCUAUUCAGUAUAAGUAAAGUUAAUUUAGUUUAGUUUAGGUUUCCGGCUGGAGUAACACUAGAUGAAUGAGAGACGAUCUUUACUGGACCUUUAAGGAAGAACAGUUUAGAAACGAUAGAACCAUCUAGUAUAAAUAAAGUUAGUUUAAUUUAGGUUUCCUCCUGUAGUAACACUGGAUCAAUAAGAGAUGAUUCUUACUGGACCCCUAUAGGAAGGACAGUUUAAAAAUGAUAGAGCUAUCCAGUAUAAAUAAAGUUAGUUUAGGUUUCCUCCUGUAGUAACACUGGAUCAAUAAGAGAUGAUUCUUACUGGACCCCUAUAGGAAGAACAGUUUAGAAAUGAUAGAGCUAUCCAGUAUAAAUAAAGUUAGUUUAGUUUAGGUUUCCUCCUGUAGUAACACUUCAAUAUAUUCUCACUGCGCAAAUAAGGUUGGGCAUUUCGCUAACAUAGCUUUAUUGUACGUUUUUGCUUUUGGUUCAGGUAUAUAAGAGAAUGAAAUCUCACGACCUCGGAUGUGGUACAGGAGCAGGCGAAAAUAAUAAGGAUGUACUAAACGUAAGUUUUUGGUAAAUGUGUGGACCCAGUAUGGACCUUUGCAGUACACCAUAGAUAUUCAUUAUUUUAUUUCUUUUCAAGCGAGGUGGUCUUGCUGUGAUGACAACCAUCAAUAAUCUAAAAACCGAUACCCGUCCAGGUGAGUUAUUGCAGUGAAAGCUGAGGUACACCGACAAUUAAUUGCUGUAACAAGGUAGCAAGAAACAUAUUGUUAAAUACAGAGACGAGAGAAUUUAUCCAUUGUGUAAAGUUAGUAUUACGUACAAGCUGUAUUGUAUAAAUCGAGGCCUUGCAGAAAUAUCUAUCAUUAACUUUGGGAGGUUCGAAACAGCUUGCUAUGUGAACGAACAUUUCCUUUGGUAACAAAAUAAUUUUUAUUUUCACGUUAGAUUAUUCAUGCGCUGCCAAUGCAAGGAGAAAACGCAGAAAUGCAGGUACGAUGGUAAAAUCAGUUCGACAAUCUUGUUGACUGUACACACAAGAAAGUAAACUUGUCAAGGAAAGCUUAUUAACUGUACAUACGAGAAAGUAAACUUGUCAAGGAAAGCCUGUUGAUCGUACACAGCUUUUCAUGUCAUACAUACUCUUUUCUUCCCAUAUGUUCAGCCGUCGUUGUUGAUCCGCAAUGUUGUCAACUUGGUGAAAAAGUAGACGCAGGAACAUGUCAAGCUCGUGCGAUGAACUUUUCAGUCUCAAAUGAAUCGUCGUCAUUUCACCCACGUGAUGACUGCGUGAUACAAUUCUAUAAAUGCUGUUACAAGAGAUUUGAAAUGGGUAAGGAAUAUAAGCACACGCUAGACAUAAAAUGCAAGGGAGGGCUUUAAGGAAGGAAUUGAUGACAGUAUUAGAAUUAUUGUCAUCUUUUGUGUACAGUUUUUUCUUGGCUAAUUAAGCUUAGUAGCAGUACACUUCAACUUUUUGUCAAAGGGAGAUCUGUUAUUAAGAAGGCAUGGAUAGGAUAAAAGUAGAUUAGAAUGGGCAGCGAUAUUUCCAAUAAACAUUUUUCCUUUGUGAUAUUUUUGUUGUAGCUGGUUCUUAGUUUUUAUACAAUAGUUAAACUUACAAAUCUGACUUUAAUAAGAUACAGCUCAAGUCCGUGCCGCCCAUAAAACUACAGCAUACUGCAUGUAGCCAAAUUGUGCUUAACUGUGGCUACAAGGUAUGUCGAGAUUCGGCGUACUUUAUAGCUACAAAUCUUGGCUAUAUAAGGUAUGCCAAAAACAAAGUACUUUAUAUAGCCACAACCCGUGGUCAAUUUUAAGGUCUAUAUGUUGUAGAUCAUGAAUAAACUUGUCAACUAUUGAGAUUUGGUCGGUAAACGUCAAGCAAUGACUAACAAUCAUCGUUUGUAUUUUAUCUAGAUGUCCGACAAAGGUCUGGCGAUGUUGACGUUCCAAAUAAUCUGUUGAAUGGGCUCGACCUUGACCAGCAUCCAGAACUCCUAAAGUCCCUUUUAGAGGAUGCGCAAUUGAGAACCAACUUCCCUGAGAAAUGGUUGUAUGAAGACGGGAAAGCUGGGUGAGGUUUUCUACAACAGCAACAACAGUAGCAACAACAACAGCAGCAGCAACAACAACAACAACAACAACGUACAACCAACAGCAACAACAGCGGCAACAGCAACAACAACCAACAACAACAACAACAACAACAGCAAAGGUAAUAACAACAACCACCAACAACAACAAUAGCAGCAACAACAACAAAAACAACAACAGCAACAGCAACAAUAACAACAGCUGCAACAACAGCAGUAACGACAACAACCAACAACAACAGCAACAGCAGCAGCAACAACAACAACUACAAAAACAACAACAACAGCAACAGUAAUAACAAUUAAUGACAACAGAAGCAGUAACAACAACAACCAUCAACAACAACAACAGCGGCAACAGCAACAACAACAACAACAACAACAACAACAAAAACAGCAACGAUAACAACAGUACAACAACAACAACAACAACAUCAGCAGUAACAACAACAACAACAGCAACAGCAGCAGCAGCAACAACAACAACAACAGCAGCAACAGCAGCAAGUAGCAACAACAGCAGCAGCAACAACAACAACAACAACAACAGCAGCAACAACAACAGCAACAACAACAACAACAGCAGCAGCAACAGCAACAAC